Molecule: messenger RNA, 1035 nt
Organism: Ogataea philodendri
Lineage: Eukaryota; Fungi; Ascomycota; Pichiomycetes; Pichiales; Pichiaceae
Exons: 1
Coding region: 1-1035 (344 amino acids)
Biological process (GO): fungal-type cell wall organization
Cellular component (GO): fungal-type cell wall
Molecular function (GO): structural constituent of cell wall
Source: RefSeq, a predicted model, not a curated record
AUGAAAUUCUCUUCCUCGCUCGCUGUCAUUUCUCUGGCUUCCAACACAUUCGCUGCCUACGUUGGCUCCACCUACUGGACCACCCUUACUCCGUCCGCUACUUUGGACGCUGCUUUGACCAGCUACUCUGCCACUUUCGGUAUUGCUGUCGAGCCAAUUUCCUCUGCUUCUGCUGGCGUGUCUUCUCUCGCUUUGAAGAAGAGACAGGUUGUUUCUCAGAUCGGUGACGGUCAAAUCCAAGCUUCCACCAACACUGAGGCCGAGACCUCCACCACCGCCUCCGAGGAGAAGAGCACUGCCGCUGCUGUUGUUUCUCAAAUCACCGACGGCCAAAUCCAAGCCACCACAUCCACCUCUUCUUCUUCCUCUUCGUCUGCUAAGAAGACCGAUGCUGCUGUUGUGACCCAGAUCGGCGACGGCCAAAUCCAGGCCACCACCGCCACUCCAUCUGCAUCCUCCGACGACUCCAUCGUGACCCAAAUCGGAGAUGGCCAGAUUCAGGCUGACACCACCUCGUCUGCCUCUUCUUCUACCUCUACUGCUGCUGAUGUUGUUUCCCAGAUCUCUGACGGACAAGUGCAGGCUUCCACCUCCACCACCUCUGCUUCUAAGACCACCAGCGGUGUUGCUUCCCAGAUCUCUGACGGCCAGGUGCAAGCUUCUACCACCGCUUCUGCAACCUCUUCCAGCGCCUCCUCCACUUCCUCUGCUUCUGGUGACUACGUCGAUUCCGUGUCUUGCUACAAGACCGGUGCUUUGGCCAUUACCUUGAAAGACGGUGUCUUGUACGACUCUGAAGGAAGAAUCGGUUCCAUUGUCGCCAACCAUCAAGUCCAAUUCGACGGCCCACCACCACAAGCCGGUGCCAUCUACGCUGCUGGAUGGGGUAUUUCUUCUGACGGAUUCUUGGCCAUCGGUAACAACACCGAAUUCUACCAAUGUCUUUCUGGUACCUUCUACAACUUGUACGACGAGUACAUUGGAGACCAAUGUACUGAGGUGCACUUGAAGGUUGUUGAGUUGGUGUCUUGUUAA